AUCGUUUCGUUUGCGGCCCUCUGCUACAGCCGCCGCCGCCGCAACCGCCGCCGCUACCAUCGCCGCCGCCGCCGCCGCCGCCGCUACGAAACCUCGGCGACUUCUCGGCCGGUGUCCGUCCGGUGCAUUCGAAGUUUAACGCCCGUCGCAGCAACAUGUCGUCGUCGCGCGCGUGCUCCGCCGCCGCUCUGCUGCUGCUGUUAACAACGGUGUUCGCCGUCUCCGUCGGCCGGACCGGCGCCGACGAGGCACCCACCACCGGAGCGCCGUCCACCGACGCGGCUCCCGCCGAAGCGGUUUCUACCGCCGACACCAUCGAAAUCGCGGACAACGGAAUGCUGGGGUUCAACACUUUACCGCCCCCGGAAAAAUCGCAUCCUCUACCGCUGCCGGUUCGUAUAUGACAUUUUUGUAAUUAUUAUUUAAUUUUUUUUUUUCUCGUCUCCGACUUCCUCCAAUUAGAAUGCGGGCGACCUAUUGCGCAGUUUCGGCAUAUUCGAAAUUUCCCGAUAUUCGAUGUUGUACCUACGGACAGCGGCCCACGGUUAUAAUUUAUAUUGUAAUAUCUACGCGUUAUUUUAUAACGUUGACGGACCCGAUCCCGUAAAUUUGUCAAAUCCGAUAACCCCUGACGACGAUCGAUAUUAUUGUAAUAUUAUAGUAAUAACCGAAACGCCUAAUCGCGCAUUUUAAUCGUUGGUUUUAUAAAUAAUAAGCUCCGAGCUUUAUAAAAAAUCAUCGUGAAACUGCGUAUUUAUAGUUUCGUUUUUUUUUUUUUUUUUUUUUUCUAUAUAAAUAAUUAGGUGCAUAUUAUUUGCUCGCCCGGAAACGAAGACGGUUCAAGGCAAAUAUGAUAAACUCUUUUUGAAAUGUCUACAGCGCUCACCAGCAGCGGCUGUAAUAUAUGAAGGCACCAACCACAAUAAAUUAAUCAAAUUCGUAUCUAUAGGAUUGAAAGCGAUUCGUUAAAACAACAAACUAACGAAAUGUGAAACGCGUACCGGAAAACAUCGUCUGUAACGUUGGCGGUGUAAUACCCGAUAUAUUUUCGUCAAAACCGCACGCAGUUCGCUAAUUAAAUCUGUCGUGUGGUCGAAACGAACCAUUAUCUUUAGAAUACACGUUUUUAUCAUUAUUAUUAUCUCCAGUCACGACGGGUACAAACGGGACAAAAUAUAAAUAAUAUUAUACCCAAAAAGUAUUUUGUAUUUCGAUUUACAAGUGCCCGCGUUGUUGCGGUUUUACUUUUUAUUUUACACGAACGCUGACGACUGUUCGAGAAUAUUAUAGUGUCGAUUAAACAGACAGGCAACAUUUUAGGUGGCAAUUUUAUAUGUUGUAAUCUAUUUUAUUUUUUAUGUGGUUAACAUGGACAGAUGGAAUCGAAAAUUAUAUUACGUUUUCCCAAUUCUAUUCGUGUUCGAUAUGGGUGUAAUCAUUCGUUACAAACAUCGAUUACCCCGCACCUGUAAAUAUUCUACGUUUUAUUCAAACUAAAACACUAUAAUAUAACUACAGCUAAUAGGUAUUUCGAUCAGAAACUAAUUAUCAAUAUAGACAUUGAAUCGUAAAUGUAAAUAAUCAACAUAUCAUUAUUGAAGAAAAAAAAAAAAAAAACCCAACGCAAUUCCUAACAAAUUCGUCGUAGGUAUAUGAAUAAUUUCACAUAUUUAUAUGGUAUGUACCUACAGUGUGAUUCGCCAUAAUAUUAUUAUAAUCGUCUAAAUACACUUUUUAGACAUUUUCUUAUACAGUGAUUAUUAUUCAGGUCCGUAGUACUUAGUAAAAUCUAACGAUCGAUCUUAUUUUCGCGUUUUUCGUUUAUUUUUCGUCGACAAUCGCCCCCCCCUCCCCCUAACCAAUAACGACGUUACCAAUAUCAAAAUAAUGCGAUUUUGAAAUGGCCAUGCGGUACGUUUAUUUUCUGACAUGCUACGAAAUAUGACAAACUAGUGUUGAACAAAUUUCCCCAAGUUCGAGGAGCAAUUAUAUCAGUGUUGCGAACUCAAUUAUUAUUCCACUCUUAAUAAUAUAACGUCAAACUAAAGAAUACCUAACCAAACGUACACGGUUAUUUAAAUAGUAUUAGUCGUGGACUGGAGAAACGGGUAGAAAACCACUAAUGUCCACUCGUUAUCUAUUAUCAGAUUGUCAAACGUAUAUGCCUCCAAUACAAUUUUAAAGAAACCACGCUAUUACUUUGUGUACCUAUGUAUGAUAUGGAUUCUUUUUUUUUUUUCAUUGAAAUACCAAUAGGUACUUAUUUGUAAUUUAAAAUCAUUUAAAAACACAAUAAAAGGAUUACGAGAAGGGGAACGGAUACAACGCAAAAAGAAACGUCGACAAAUUUAUUUUAAAUCAAAAUUAAUUGUUGUCUUGUAAACGGUGAAUCAUUAUUAUAUAGGUACAGACUACAGAGUGAUUUUUUUUUUGUUUCACAAUAAAAUGCGUUUUAUACUCGUAUAUGGGUAAUUGUAAAAAAUAUUCUUAUUCGUUUUUCAAAUAAGUAUGUUCCCCAGGUGAAAUGUUACCAAUUUCCCAAUAAAUUACAUUUUAUUAAUAUUAAAUUAAAAUAUUUAAGCAGUAUAUUAUUUACUAAUAUUAUAAGACAAUCCAAGAUAAAAACUGUGUGAUGACUUGAAUUUGUAAAUGGUAACCUAUAAUUUUAUUUUAUUUUUUUUAAAAAAUAUAUUUGACCUAUUUUGAUACCAAUCGAUCAAAUAAUAUUUGUCCACUACUACAUUUAUUAUUUAGGUGGGUACCUAUUUAAAAUGUUUUAAAAGUACCCAUUCUAUUUUAAAAUUAGUUUUUUAUUUACAAACUAAAAGUUUUACUAUUUUAAUAAACAUGGGAUGCAUAAUUAUUAUUAGGUACCGUAUUUAUAUGUACUUAACAUCCGUAAAUAUUUCCUACAGUCGUCAAAAAUCCCUGUAAAGAACUUAAAAAACAUUUAAAAAAAGCAAUAAUGAUAGAGGGUUUUAAAAGUCUAACGGUACUAACAUCUAUAUAACACUAGGAAAAUGAUUAACCCAAAGUAAUGGUUUGAUAUAAAACUAUAUUUUUUUACUUAGUGUUAGGCAAUGUUAUUUAAUAAGUUGAAGCCGUUACGGGUGGAGGGGGGACUGCAGUGUCUCUUCUACCAUUAUUGAUUCUUAAAAUAUAUUUUUAGUGCUUUUUUUAUACUUUUUUCAACAGCUUUUUGUAGAUUUUAAUUACAUAAUAUAUAUCCGGUUCUUAUAAUUAUUAAACAUAUUACAAAAAUAAAAUUAAAAUUGUUAUUGUUCAAAAACGAAAUACUAUAAAUAUUUUUCAAAAUAAAUUUAAUUUAAAACUCAAAUUUUGUAUACGUUUAAGGUAAAUUAUAUAACUAUUGUAGGAUUGUUGGGUGUAUACUCGAAUAAUUAUUUAAUACAAUAUUAUUGUUUAAAUAUUUAUGUCACCUGAUCUAAACUUACUUUUUUUUUUUCUGUAAUUUAUACGAAAUUGUGGUUUGACCGCCAAAUUAUUUGAAGAAUGUCCAUACAACAAAUUAACGAUUACAGUAACCUUUUAAAUAUCUAUACAGUGUUAUUUAAUAAUUAUAAUCAUGAAUAAUCCAUAGGAUUCUUCGUAGGCAAAUUUUAUGAAUUAGUCAAACAAAAACAUUAACUUCUUGAUAAGAGAUUAUACCUAUAUGGUUUUGGAUGUAUAGUGAAUUAUUUAGAUACUAAAUUAAUAUCCUAAGCAAAGAACUUUGAACAAAUAUUGUUUUCAUCAGGUUUGGGAAAAAACGCAAUUCGACGAUAAAUGAACUCUUUUUAUUUUAGCAUACCUAUCCACACACAAGGUGAUUCACUAUUAUAAUCAUCUAUUAUACAAUGACACGAAGAUUUUUUUUUGAUUUUUUUUUAGUUUUAGAAAUUGAAAGUAAAUUUGAAAGGCAUAUAUUAUAUCAUUCAUAGUUAUAAUAAUUAUUAUCACUUCCUUAAUAGUAGUAUAGAGGUAAUUUUUAUUUAGCUAAACUGAUUUUAUUCAAAUACCCUUUUGCAUUUUCGAUCGAAACCAGGAAUAACUAUUAAGUAUUAAUAAUGGUAUUAUAAUUUAUAACACGAUGAAUAAUAUUGUUAGGAAAAUGAUUUCGUUAAGAAUUUGAUGACUAUCGUUUUUUAGACACUUUAUUGUACAUGUUUUAUUUGUUUUGUUUUUUGUAUUUUAUAACCACCAUUGUGUUUAAGAUUCGGAGUGAAGCGAGGGAUCUAUUGGUUUUACUAUGAUGUGUAUUUUUUUAAAUGUUUUACUUUUUGUAUCUGUAAACGACUUCUCUACCAGACAUUUUGUCCCAAAGUAUAGUGUAUUAUAGUACCUUUUCUAAAAAGAAACUGUGUUUAGUCGGUGCAUUAGACAGGUUGUUUUUUGAUUUUACAAAGGUUUUUCAAAAUAAUUGCGAAAACCUGAAAGAAAAUUAUAGGUAAACGGAAGGGUUAAGUUCCGGCGUAACCGUUUUCAUUAUAUUCAAUUUUUGUUCAUGAUGAUUUAUGCCAGAAAUCUUGCUCCAAUUGAAAGAAAUCUUUCCAAUAGGAAAAUACAAGAUGUUUUUUUUCUUAAUUUAGUUUAUGACCUUAAAAGUCGUUUUUUGAUUUUAUUUGUAUUUUUUUUUUAAAUUGAACAAAACCGAAAAGUACGUUUAAAAGCGGAAAAAUUUCGAAAAUAAUAAUUCUUUUAUUAUUUAAUUAUAUCUUUUAAUUUUAAAUUUUGUUUUUUUUUUUAAUAUGAUUCAGUUAAAUAUAUUCGUGGACUUGAAUUUUUAACAGAAAAUUUAUAUUUACCUUUUCUAGAAGUGGUGAAAUUUUGAGCUGUUUAUAGACAAUUAAUUUUGCGAGAUUUUACCUAUUUAAGGGUAGGUACUCUGUGAACUAAAUUGUUAGACUUAACAGAAAUACUUAAAAAUUUGACAGAAGAUUUAUUAUUUAUAAGUCGUAUUUAUUGGUCAAAAAAAAAAAAAAAAUAUAAUAUAAUAUAGUUUUUUUUAUAAGAGUUUUAAAGUAAAAAUUUGACGAAAUUAAUUAUUACUACUGCCUUUCAGAACAUAUAUAACUGAACUUCGCUCCGAAUCGUUUUUCGUUAGCAAUGGUUUAUCAUUGGUUACAGGAAUAAAUAAAAUAAUUUUAAGUUUUCCACUUUCCCAUCUAUUCACCUACAACAGUGGCCGCAUCCAGGCAGUGGCCCAGUAUCAACUCUUUUUUUUCUUUUAUAUCAUUUGUGUCAAGUUUAAUUGUCGAAAUGCAAUAAUUUAUAUUAAAAUUUCAAUAAAAAAAAAAAAUAAUAAUAAUAAUAAUAAAUAUUUCUUUGAGAAUUAAAAAUGUACAAUUAUUACGGGUUAUUAUUUGAAAAUUACACGUCUUUUUUUAAUUGUGUUGUAUCGAUAGACUGAUAGGGAAGUGGUUUAAUUUUGAUGGAUAUUGCAAUUAAAAACCAUUGCAUUUUUCAUAUUUAUACAGGUAAUGUAGGUGAUAAUACUAUAAUAUAAACAAUUAGACUUAGAAUAAUUACAAAAAUUUCCCUACCUACUUAAAAUCUAAAAGUUUUUGACUUUAUGUAGACGAGUCCUAUUAUAUAACAUAUUAUAAAUUAUAAUCUAUAUGUAUAUAUAUUUCUUUACCGUGUAACAAUUCUGAUUAUAUGUCGUUUAAUUGUACAGGCACCUUUUUGUUCCUCCAAUUAACCGACAGCAGCGGGGAUCAGUUUUUCACAUUACUACCCCACUACUGCCAUCGUUAAUUAAUGAGUAUAAUUAAACGUUUUAUAGAAUUAUGUUUUCCCCUUCGCGGGGCAGGCUCACAUUGUUAACUAAGCUAAUUGAACUACGGUGAGAGGUGAGUGGUGGGACUGCGUCACCUCCUAACAGAAUGCUAACUUAACCUAACCUGUACAUGGCCUUGAGCUAGUGGCUGAAUCUUCCUGAGUGUUGUCUUUGAUGUCUGGGACUGAUGAGUGAGCUGUUCCUAUGAUAACUGGUUGGCCCUUGCUUCAGCCUCCCGUAUUCUUUCUUGUGGCGCAGUAUAGGUACCUAAUACUAUAUCUAUUUUUUUUUUUAACUUUUUGAGCGGUUUCUAUUUUAAACAUUUUUCCAAAAACAUAAAAUGAAAAACUAUAAAUAUACUAAAAUAGGUUCCUAUUUUUAAUCUGUUUUUUUAUUCGAUAACAAUUGUAGGUAACACAAGUAAAGUUUACUAUAGUCACGGGUUAAGAUAUACUGGCUCUUAAAUGUUUCCAAAGGCACUAUGAGUUACAAGUAGGGGUAAAAGAGCCAUUUAUACAUGCAUUAUACAAACAAAAUGAUAAUAAUAAUUUAGAAUAUCACUUAAGGCCCAUAAAAGUAAAAUUGCAUUAACUAAGUAUAACAAACUUACUUAUAAAGAUAGAUCUGAACAAAAAUAUUCGGUACAUAUUAUAUAAGUAACUUUACACAAAUAAUUUCUACUUUCACUUUCGAUACAAUUUUAUUCCAAACAUCAAGGUCAGAAUCAUAUACUUUAAAUAAUGGAACAUAAGGUUUUUGUUAAAACCCAAACAGUUAACAACAGAAUAACGUCGGGGCAUUUUAAAAACUGUUCCAAAAUGUAUAAAAAGAACUUUGCAUAAUAUCAAAAUUUAAAACUCAUAGUGUUCGUGAAAAAAAUUAGUUAACAUUAUUUGUUACUAGGAGCGCUUUUAUGCCUAUUUGUGUUUGUGUUUCUUUUGGAUAAGGGGAGUGGCGGUGUCGAAACAUUUGAGCACCGUUCCUCCACUACUCCCCGACCGCGUCGAUGGCAGUUCAGUAUAAUAUCUUAGCCCGUGACUAUAAUAGUCAAGAAAAUAUUAUGCUUAACACCAAUAUGCAUUAUGUGUAUCACUGGCAUGGCAUGAACCACGUAAAAUCUCGAAUAUGUGUAACUACAUAAUAAAAAUGAAUAUUUUACAUAAAUGUUAGCAUAAAAUAUAUUUUUCAUCAGUAAAACCUUUUAGGGCUGAGCCUUGGUUCAAUAUUGUCAAUGUAGUUUACGAUCCCAGAACCCUCGUGUGUUCGUCACCUAUGAAAAGAAAAACAAUAAGCAUAGGUGCUUAAAAGUACAAAUAAAAUACAUGGUCUGAAGAUUAGAAGCAACUAUUUUACUAUGAUUAUAAGGUUGUGUGUUUUUAAUAAUUAUAGGACAAAGCCAUAAAGGCCUAUGGUUAUAGAAUUGAAUAUUGUUGAAUGAACUUAUUGCAGUUCACAGGAUGGGAUUUUUUGAACAUUUUAACAACUCGAUUACCCCAAAUUUUCGGUGGUUUGGUGAACCACGAAAACCAUAUUCAAACCAUGGCUCUGCAUGAAUGAUAUUCGUGAAACAAAGAUUAUAUUACAUUUUUAUUUUUAUUUAAUUUUAUAUAUAUAUAAACGACAAUCGGCUUUUGAAAAUAGUACAAAACUAUUAGCAUAAACAAUAACUUAUAAUAACUAUAACAAUUAUUAUAAAAAACAAAAAUGAUUAAGGCCAAAUAUUAACCAUUAUUCUUAUUUAAGGAACUCAUAGUUCCGAUCAAACAGAGAUCAUUUAUUAAAAAAUUGAAUUGGGAGGUGGUAAGGUAAAACGAUUCAUGGGAUCUGAUAUAGAUACUCGGAACACGUAAAUUUAUACGUCGGGAUAAGUCAACUUUACCAUGAAGUAUAUUGAGUAAAAAUAAUUGAUCAAUCACAAGCCUCCUAUUUUGUAGUGAACUUAGUUUUAAAACAUCCAUGACUAUCUUAUAAUAAUGCUGAGAGUGAUCAAUUGUCAGUAAAAAAGCUUGCAAAAUUAAGGAAGCGAUUCUGGUCUCAAUUAGUUAUACUAGUUUGCUCUCGACCUAAAGAUAUUGAUUUUAAAACUAUCGAUUCAUAAUUCAAGAUAGAUCGUACAAAGAUGAGAUAAAGUGCAUACCUAAACAAGGCGCUUUGUUGAAAUUAGUAAUGUGACGUCUUAUGAACCCUAGAAUUUGUUAGGUCUUACAAGAAAUGUGUUUAAUAUGAGAUCUAAAAGAUAAAUAUGGUGAAUAUAUAUGAAAUUUAUAAAUUCUAAAUCUUUAAUUUCAAAGAGAAAUUUUAAAAGAAAAUAAGUAUAUUAUAAUAUAAAUAUUUUCUUCGUUGAGUUGGCCACCCUCGUUCAAAACUUUUACUUAACCAGAUUUCCCACCUUACAUACAUCAGCUGUCCUCAUAUUAUUCUCAAUCGCAAUCCAACUAUAUCCUUUUCAGUCUUUUUCUCCUCCUAUAUUUUCUUCUGCAUUUAUUUCUAUAUAAUGCUCACUAGUUAAGAUUCCUCUUUCCUAGUCUCCUCAUGAAAUCAACAUGCUUAAACCAUCGCAGUCUAUUUUCUCUUAUUUUGUCUACUAUCGAAGCUACCUAUUAUAAACUCAUCCCUUACCGUAUCUUAUUUUGUCGACCAAGCAUUAUAAUCUCUGCUACAUACAUUCUCUGUUUUAUUUUUUUGUCUACCACUCAACAGUUCAAACAAUACACCAUAGACAGUCUCACCACAUUUCUGUAUAACUUAAUUUUUUUCUCAAGUCUUAUUGGAAUUCUCUUGUCACAUAAAAUACAAAAUACCUGACACUUUUCUCUGCUUCAUCCAGUUAUACACAAUUGUAUGAUUCACAUGCUCAUGAAAACCACCGAUUUUUUGUACAAAAGAUUCUAGAUACUUAAAACUUUCAACCUCGUAUAUAACUGCUUAUUGUCGUUAGCUGUCUUGUCCUGUUCCUUCAAACGCAUACUCUGUUAUGAUUUCUUCUUAUCCUUAGUCUUUUUCUUUCAAGUGAUAUUCUCUAGUUUUCAAGCCUAUUGUUAACUUAUUCCUGAUUUUGUCCUAUCAAAGCUAUAUCAUCUAAAAAACACUAUACAUCAUGAUACCUCCUCUCACCUGCUAUCCCUGGACAUAUUCAAGAUGCCCCUUUACUAGUAAAAUAUAUAACAAUUAUAUUGUGCUGAUCAUCAGAAUUCGGUCUUCGUCGUUCUACCUUUAUUAUUCUCGAUUUUAAUACUCAUGUAAUAUUAUCAUGUGGAUAAGGUAUACGUGAAACGUAUUGUAAUAAUACAAAUAAUAAUAGUAAUAAUGACGUAAAAGUAUGAGCUAUUUAAGACGAAAACGCACUUCGUUCAAACAGAUAAACGGGGCCUAUCAUCGAAUCCGCAUACUGCAGUGAUUGUUUUUUUUUAUCAUUCACAUAUAAUACAUAGGUAGGUUAAUUUCAAAUAAUUGCAUAAUGCGUAUUGUAUGUGUACGCUAAAACGCUCGAGAAGAAAAUGAAAAAAUAACAAUUUACGAAAUCACGAACGCAUUUUAAUAAUUUAUCGGUGCCUAGAUUAUAGGUAGGUAAUGAUUGUGAUUGUGAAUAUCUAUUAUUAUAAUAAUUGCUCGACGCAAUUUUAUUAUUGUAGGGACAAUGGCGUGCUCAAUAAUGUUCAAUGAGAGGGGAUGUAGCAAAUAAUAAUCAUGAUUCAUAAAUAAAUCGUAGAAAAUGUUAACUAACCCGACAAUAUAAAUUUAAAAGCCUGAUUCAAAAAUGUCAAUUUUUAUUCAAUAAAUGAAGCUUUUUAACUAUUGUAACUUGGCUGAAAUAUAUAUAAUCUCAAUAUGCAAUUACUAAAUAAAAUAUUUUUAUAUCUUUAAGUCAACGGAGACGGAAUAUAACCCCUAUUUCCCUUGGGAGCUGGAAGGUGUAUGUUUUGCAAUAGAGAACGUCUUUGCAAUCAUUGCUUCACUUCGUGUUGAAAAAAAUAUUAUUAACUGUUAUUAAAUUCGUUUGUUUUUUUGAUGAUGCUGCAAUCAUAGCCGUAUUAAGAGUUGUGUGGACAGUAAAUAAAUAAGUCAGAUGGGCUUAAUUUAAAUAAAUAUUCAAAAUAUUAAGUCAAUAAUAUUUUGUAUAUAAAAUUACCGUCUUCUGUCAAUGUACAUAACGUUACUCUAGAAAUGUAUUCUAAGGAUAUAGGACACAAAUGAAAAAAUAUUAUGAUUCAUAAGUUUUACUAUCAGUUUAUAACAAUAAUAUCAACCAUCAAUAAUCAUAUGAAAUAUGGGCCGUAAAUUAUGCUUAAUUUGCUUGUAGGUAAAUCCGGCUUAUGAUUGUGUAUUGAGUGGAGAAAUAUCGAGAAUUUGUUGAGAAUUUUCCCCAAAAGAUUAUGCUUUGAGCAUUAUUGAGCAUGAGAAUAUUUUCAACAUACUCUCAAACAGGGCUGUUUUUUAAGAAUUUUUCACCCUGGGACAACCAAAAAAAAAAUCACAUAUGUGCAACUUGUAUAAAUAUGUAGUUAUAUAAUUUGUAUUUAUUGGGUGAGUAUUUGAAGAAUAAUUUAUAUGAUAUUUAGAAACAACUAGUGGUGUAGUUUGGGCAUAAUGUUUGGAAUAGUAAAAUUACUCAGAAUACAAAGACCCGUGAGGUCUUCGCCCCCACACUCCCUACAUUAUAAAAACAAAUAAUGUUUUAAUAUACUCUUAUUAUCAUAUUAUAUUAAUAUAAAAUACAUUAUAAAUCUAUACAAUUUUUCUUAUAUAGGUACAUAUUAUUAAAAACAUUGAAUAAAAUCAUAUAAUCUUUUCAAUUUAGAAUAAAAAAUAAAAAAUUUUCAAAUUGUAAUUGUUUCGCUGACUCUAUUUUAAAGUAUUUUUAGUAAUGAUUUAUACAUUUAUUGGUUAUUUGAAGUUAAGUUUUUUUUUUUUUACUUUUUAACACUUAAAAACUAAAACAUUCAAUAACUAUUAUGUCAAAAAAUAUAAUAAUAGGUAGUAAAUCAAAUAUUAUUAGUAAAAAUACGACGGCAAAAAAGUUUAAAUCUAAAUAUAGAUUCGUUUUUAUUUAAUUUAUAAUAGUGAAAUAGUAAAUCGUAAUCUGCAAUUAUAUUUUCAUUUGUGGAGUAUUGAUAAUAUAUAAUUUUAAUUUUAUCAUUUUCGAAUAUGUUUUUUUUUCCAUAAUUAAAUAAUUUCUUGCCUAAUUUAAUGUUUCUACUAACGAAAAACCAUUAAAUACAUACAUUUUAGGGGUUGUGAAUUAACACUUUUGCGACCCCUUUUGAUCCCUCCUCCAAUUAUGUCCCUGGAAACAACUAAAAGAAUGUAGUAAAGUGAGAAAGUAAAGAAUGUGAAAGUAAAAAAAAAUGAUGAUUUAAUAAUGUAGUGUAAAAAUAUCUAUUUUCAUAGUUUGGGCGUAGCGAGAACAUUUGUUUUGUCAUAUCAUUUAAAAGUGCAUAUAACCAAAAAUAAAUUUAUCAAUACACCACUGACCAUACGUAUGUAUCAUAUGAAUGUGUAGGUAUGUAUAUUUUAAUAAUUUUAAUGAGACGAAAGUUGAUACGAAUAUUAUUAUGUUCUGCUAACAAAAAUUAGUAUUAUCUAUAAUAAAUGUACGAUAUUUUAGGUGUGUAGUCUUGCCCUUGUACAACUAGCAUAAUGUGUUGUAGUAAGUACCUAACAUAUGUCAAUCGCGGGAUAUUGUUUUUGUCUCUUAUCUAUUACUCGUCUAUUAUAGGCAGUGGCGUGCCAAAGUAGGUAUUUUUAAGCAAUUUUCUCAAAAGUAGAGCCCAGAUUUAAAUCCACAAAAACUGCUUAAAAGUGGCAAAAAAGAUCUUACAAAUAUGUAAAAAUCAAAAAUAGCAGUAGGGUUUAAAACUAACGGAUUUUAUUUUAUUAAAUUCAAUUUCUUAACACUAGUCAAAUGUGAUGACACAUUUUUUUUUUUUUUAUAAUACGUACAAUUUUAUUUAAAAAAAGUUACUUUAUAUAAAUUACUUUUUGAAGUGUUAGAAAAUGUAAUUUAAUAAAUUACAGUUGUUAGAUAAACCCCUCUACCAUUUUUUUUUUUUUAAAUAUUUCUAUGGUGAUUUUUUGCCAUUUUAAUGAGCGCUUUUUUUUGUGAAUUUUAAAUACAUUGAAAUCCGGACCUUCCUCAUGACUAAAAUGGAUGGAUUAGUCACCAAAUAUGUUGAAUGUUAAUUACUUAACUAGUUAAGUAGUUCAAUGAUCAAAGAUGCCCUGUUUGUUUCGUGUAUUAUAUUAUUAAUAUAUUAGAAUAUGAUUGCCUAUGCAGUUGAUUUAGUUAAAUACAAUUUUUGUUGUUACAAAAUUUUUUAUAGGACAUAAUAUACAAAUCCAGUUUUUUGGUGGAUGAGUCCUAAGUCUUCUGUUUUGUCUUUCGAGCAUGAAAAAUAAAACUAUUGAGCACGUCACUGCUUAGGUAUAUAGGUAGUAGGUAUCUACCAAUCAACCCUAUCUGCGGUAGUACUUCUUGUAGGUAUCCAACUUUGAUAGUUUUCUGUAUAGCAGUCGCGAGAACGAAAUCAUUCACAUUUUAUAACAAAAUUGCCGUUUACUCAUAGUAUAUACCCACAGUGUAAUGAAAUAUUGAAGUGGAACGUGCACCAUGGCCUAUAUAUUAAUAUCUGAUGAUGGUUAUUAUUUAUUUAUAUAUUACGUAGGAAAGUAUAGGUAUCUACAUAUUCCUUUCGGCCUUUUUUUUUUCCAGUUUGAUUCAAGAAUACUAGGUAUUGAUUUUAUUUUCUGCAGAGUUUUUUUCCUCCAAAAUUUGCUUUCAAUCGUGUAGGUAUACCUAGGUAGGUAGAAAAUUUCUUAGUAGAAUCGCUUAUACAAAUUUGUACAUUUCAUGACAUAUCUGGAUCAAAUAUAAACUAAGUAUUUACAAAAAGUAAAUUUAAAUAAUUAUUCAAUAUAUUUUUGUGGUAAUAGGUAUUUUGUAUUAUAAUGUAUUUGUGUAAUUUUGUAUGAAUUUAAUAAUUAUUAUUAGUUAUCAUUGUUUAUUUUAGGUGCAGGCUAAAAAUGGAGACAUCUAUAGCUUUAUCAUACAUUCCAAAAUCAAGUACAGAUAUGCUCAAACAGUUGUAUCAAGUCGUGUUGCUAACAAGGGUAACACUUCCAAAGAAGUACAAUUCUAUGUGACUCUACCUGAAUCUGCAUUCGUUUCUAAGUUUUUAAUGUAAUUCUUUAACAUUUUUUUAACAAAUGAAUCAAAUAUGUUGUUUUUUGGGUUUAGGGAAAUUAAUGAAAAAACUUAUCAAGCGUAUGUAAAAGAAAAGAAGGAGGCCAAAGAAGAAUAUAUUGCAGCUGUUAAUUCUGGUCAGACGGCUGCUCAUGUUGAACAACAGUAAGUGUUGUAAAAUUAUCUUAAAAUAUUGUUAGGUAUUUAUGAUCUUCAAUAUUGAUAAACAUCGUAACUGUUUUCUUUAGCACAAGAGAUUCAAAUAAAUUUACAGUUUCUGUAAAUGUGGAAGCAGAAAGUAAAGUAACAUUUAAUCUCACAUAUGAACAAUUAUUACCAAGGAAAUUAGGUGUUUACGAAAAUAUAAUUAACAUACAACCUGGACAAGUAAAUAUAAUUAAAAUAAUAACAUCAACUAAUAUUUAUUCAUAUGAUUUUUUAAAAAUGAAUAUUAUUGUCAUAUUAUGUAGGUUGUUAAAAAUUUACAAGUCAUAGUUGACAUCGAAGAGUCUUCCAACAUAACAACUUUGGAAGUACCGGACAUAAAAACUGUAAAUGAAAUUGAAACAGCAUCUAGUAGUACGAUUAUAUUUAUAUUAUUUAAUUUUAUGAUUUUUAAUAGGUAAAAUCAAAUAUAAUAAAAAUUAUAUUUUUCAGAAAAUAAAUUAGCACAAAUAUCUUAUGAAUCCGGUAAUAAAGCGACCAUAACAUGGAGUCCAUCUGUAAAAGAGCAAUUAACCUUUACAGAAUUUGGUGUCAAAGGCCAAUUCAUAGUUUUAUAUGACAUAGACCAUAAAUCAAAACCUAAUGAAAUUCUUGUAAGUCACUCCUAAUUGUAAAUAUAGAUUAGAAAUAGAUAUGUAAUUAACAUUAUGAUUAGUGUUAUAUUAACUCAUGUUUAGUUAUAGUCAUCUGCACAUCUAUAUUUCUGUGUGUAGAUAUAUUUUUACAAAUUAUUGCAUUAUCAUUCAGUUUUGAGCUAUAUUUAAAGUUUCAAGUCUAUCUGAUCGGGAAGUUUAUUUAAAAUUAACUAUCUAUUUAAAAAUUAUUUUUUUAUCUUCUUAUUUACCUUUUUUCCAAUACCCAGUAUCUAAUUAUUAUUUUUUCUUUUUAUAAUAUGUAUUUUCAUAUUACCUAUAUGUCAUUUAUAGUAUAUUAUAUGAAAAAAGGUAUUAACCAAAUAAUUACUUAUAUACCUAUUUAUUCAAACAUAAAUAAUACAUAUUUUUUUUUAAUGGUCUGGGGUAAAACAAAACCCCGUGUAUGAAAGUCAUCCAACUGUUGAGGGGGUGAAUAUUAAUUUUAGUAAUGAUUUAACAAUAUUUAUGAUGGUGGUUAUUAUACCACCAUCAUAAAUAUUUUCCCUAAUAUUAAAAUGUCAUUGAUUUUCAAUUGAAUUAAAAUCACAAUACACAUCAUUUUUGUUUACUUAUUUAUUUAUAGAUUGAUGAUGGAUAUUUUGUUAACUUUUUUGCACCAACCGAUUUAAAACCUCUGAGAACACAUGUAAUUUUUGUACUCGACGUUAGUGGUUCCAUGGUUGGACAGAAAUUACCACAAUUGAAAGAAGCUAUGGGGCAGAUUUUGUCUGAAAUUCAUAGUGAAGAUUUUUUUACAUUAAUACUUUUUUCAGAUUUCGCUCAAGUAAAUAUACUAAUUUGAACUGCAAUAGUGGUACAAUAAUUAUUAUUAAUAAUAAAAAGCUUAUCUUUAUUACUUACCAAUAGAUUUGGACAAUAAAUGCCACACAAGAGACGUCAUCUCGUUGGGAUCAAAUUGGCAUCAGUUCCAAAGCCAAUAAUCUUAGUUUGAAUGUUCUAGAAGAGAAUCGAUUUGUAUUUCCGGCAACUGAACAGAACAUUCAAUAUGCCAAGAAAUUUAUACAAGAUUUGACAUCAGAAAGCAGUAAGUAUAAACUACUUUUAGAUAAUAUCAUGUAUAUGACUAAGGUCAUAUUUAAAAAGAAUGUCUUUAGAUUGAGACUAUACCAAAAAAUUCAUCAAAAAAAUAAAUAAAUAAAUAAUAGUUAAAAAAAAGCGUUUUGGAUUGGAAAUGUAAUAAAAAUUAUUUAUAUAUAAUUUUAAAAUUCUAUAAAAAAAAAUUAUAAGAAUCUUGACAUUAGUUAUUCAAAUUCUGAAAAAAUUAUUAUUCCAAGGUACGAACAUGGAAGAUGCCUUAACCAAAGCGCAUAACAUAGCUAAAUUAGGGGAAAAACAUUUUACAAAAGGUUUGAAUACGCCAAAACCAAUUAUUGUAUUUUUAACUGACGGCGAACCAACUACAGGAAUCACUGAUCCACAAGAACUCAUUAAAUAUGUUUCAAACAUGAAUGAAGAAAAGUAAGAUAUUAUAAAUUUUUAAAUUUAAUAAAAAUAUUCAACGCACAUAUAGAAAUAAAAAAAAAAAAUGUUAUUGCCUUAAUUAUUUACUCCAAAAGGAUUUGUAGAUUAUUAUUUGAUGAUCAUUAUUAUAGGUACCCAAUCUUUAGUUUGGGUUUUGGGGAAGGGGCAGACAUUGAUUUUCUUAAAAAACUAUCAUUGAACAAUACCGGUUUUGCACGAAUAAUUUAUGAAGCUUCAGAUGCGUCAUUACAACUCCGUAAUUUUUACAAAGAAAUAUCGUCUCCAGUAUUGUCUAACGUUACAUUCAAAUACCUCGAUACUCAGGUAAAAAUAUGUGUGUUUUAUUAUACUACUUUUUUGUAAAUUAAAAAUAUGUUCUUAAAAUUAUUAUAAUUAUUUUAUAGGUUGACAAUAUUACAGUCACAAAAAAAUCAUUUAAUCUACUGUUCAGAGGUACUGAAUUAGUUGUGGCCGGAAAGUUAAUAAAUCCAAAGUCUGAUUUUAAUAGUACCCUAUAUGCAGACUCAACUGAGGGCAUUUUCCAAAAUUCUUCCUUUGUAACAUGCUUCGAUAUUACUCCUAUAAUUCCUGUUUCUAAAGAAGAAAAAAGACCAAUAGGUAAUUAUUUAAUUUUAUACCUACCUAUCUAAUUAUUUCUCUAUAGGAUAUCAAUGAAAUAUUCAACAUUAUUUAAUUAUUUUUUAUUUGUAUGAUGUUUUAAUUGUUAUUAAAACAGGCCAUUUAGAAAAGUUAUGGGCUUAUUUGCACAUACAACAACUUAUGGAUGACUAUGAAGUGAAUAAAAAUGAAAAUUCCACUGCAAAAGCUAAAGCACUUGAAUUAGCAUUAAGAGUAAGGAGUUCUAUGGUUUUAUUUGAUUCAAAAUGUGUUGUUAAUGUAUUAUGUUUGUAAUUUUAUUUUUAGUAUUCAUUUGUUACCCCGCUUACGUCAUUAGUCGUUGUCAAACCAAAUGAUACAACAAUGUCUGCCGACCCAGAAAAAAUCAAACCGAUUGACAAUAGAUAUAAUUUUGGUACCUGUUGUUGAAUUACAUUCUCAUAUUUUAUUUAUUUCUACUAUAUACAUAAUACAAUCAUUUUUUUUUUUUACUAUGACUUAAAAUUAAUUUAUUAUCAUAUUUUUUUUUCUUUUUCAGGUUCUUUAAUGGCCAGCAGUUCAGCAUUUCAGUCAAGUGAGUCUAUGAUAUAAAAUAUUUAAACAUAAAAACAUAUGUAAAAAUAUAUGUAAUGCAAUUCAAAUUUCAAACAUAUUAAAUUGUUUUAGUACCUCCAUCAAUGUCAAAUAACUUUGGAAUGCAAAUGCAACAAGGAAAUAUGGUUUUGUCGGCUAUAUCAUUAAAAAGUAAAUAUUAAUUACCGAAUAGAUAAAAAAAUAAUAACUAAUAACAUCUUAAAAUAUUGUAUUUAAUGUGAUUAUAAUUCUUAUUUAACUAGCUAGCCAAGUUCCCCAGCCAUAUAAUUUUGCGCCCUCUAUCUAUGUGUCCAAAGAAUCUAUAGAUUCUGCCAUAUCAGCAUCUGAAUUUGUUGAUUCAUCGACGACUGUGCCAACUAUUUCAGAUUUUUACAAUUCAUCAGAAAAUUUAAAUUCUACAAUAUUAUACAAUAUUACUGAAAUAUCAUGGUUAAAUAUAACUAAUAAUUCUCAACCGUCUAUUACAUUGAACACAACUAAUACAGUUUAUCAAGUAUUAUUGAAUACUGUAAGUAAUGAAAUACCUAUUACAAUGAUAACAAACUAUUUAGUAUACGUGUAGUCAAUUUUCAAUUUUGUUAAUAUUUGCUUAUAUACACUUUAGAAUGGUGGAACAUAUCAAAAUUGUACUACACCGGAUCAGAUGCAGGGUAACUGUAAACAUUUAAAAGACUGUGUUGUGGUUUCAAUCCUGCAUUCAUUAGAUUUGUACAUCCCUCUGUUUUGUCCAAUAGAAAAUAUGUAAGUAAAGGAUUAUUAAAGUAGUUAUUGCACAAAUAUUGGGUCUGAAUGUAGGUCAACAUAAUAAUACAAUUUGUAAUUAAAGGUGUUUUAACAUAGUAUUAAUAUUACAUAAAACUUGAGUUCAAAAUUAACUAAAUGAUAUUUAGUACUUUACAUAAACAAUAUAGUGUAAUAUAGGUUAUAAGCUGAAAUAUAUAAUUUCAAAAUAAAAAAACUAAAUAAACACUAAUGUUUGUAUUUUAUACCAAUAAGUGGGUUAUAAACCUUUAACCCCCCCAUUCUAUCCACCACACUGGUACUGACUAUGAAGGUAAUGUUAAAUUCUACACAUAUAAUUGAUUAAUUCAUUUUAUUAAGUAAUCAUUUUUAUAAUGUACUUUUGUUGGUACUAAUAUUUUAGAAAUAAUUUCGCAUGAUGUCUUUAUUUUAAUUUUCAUCAUCUAUUUCACUAACCUCAUUCCUCACUCUGUUUAUUAUAAUGGCUGUUUUAGUGUUUUAUAAUUUAAAUUUUUAAUGAUAUAAAUAAUUGUAUAAUACUUAAAAAAACUUCAAGAUUAAUUAUUAAUUACAAUUAUUUUUUUUUUAAUUACAGUUAUGCUGGAAUUUGCUGUUUGGUGUAAAUAUUCAUGCACUUCUAGGAAGAUACGAAAUUUUUAAAAUGUUAAUUGUGUUUUAGUUUUUUUAUUAUUAUUGAUUAUUGACUUGUCUUUUAUGUACCUUUGUAUUAUCCUUUAAAUAUAAUUAUUAUUAUCCAAAUUAUUUUUUGUUGACCCAAAACCUGAAAACCCCUUCUACGUUGCCAUAUUAUUAUUUUGAGGUUCAUCUUUUAAUUUUUCUUCCUAAAAAUAAGGAACUUAUAAUUUAAAUAAUAUUAAAAAAAAUAAAUGUAUGAUAUUAUAUUAUUAAUAAAUUAUAACAUAUAUUAUUAUAUUUAGUUACUUCUUCUUUGAAAUCUCAUAAAUAUUGUUCUAAAUCAUAAUCUUUUUUCUUGGUUUAAUGAUAACUGUAUUAAAAUCGUACCUAGUUGGCCAUAAGCCAUUUGUUAAUUUUGCCAGAGCUUCCUUCAAACAACAAAAUAUUACAUUUUGAGUCCCCCCAGAUAGUAAUUUAAAACAAAUAACCAUAAUAUGAUUGAGUACAAAAUUAUGUGCAAUAUUUCCAUGUAGGUAUUAGGAUACUAUUAUUAUAACAAUAAAGUUGUAUAGUUUUAUUUUAUACUUAUUUAAAAAACCAAUCUUUCUUUGUUUGUUUUAAACCAAAAUAGAAAUAAAAUAAAAAAAUGCACAAUUCAUUGUUCACAUAUAUGGUCCCAAAAAACAAUAAGCAUUAAAUUUUUAAGUUGAUUUCGACAAUAAAACCUGAAUCACAUUUGUACAGCACGGAAUGAUAUUAUCAAUAUAGUUGUAUUAUGUUUAUGGUAAUACACACUUAUCCAGAUAGGCACAACACAAUGUCUAUCAAAAUCAAUUUAAUUGAAAUAUACAUAUUUUUAUAAUAUGUAUAUAUAUAGUAAACUUAAUAAAUAAACUAAUAUAAUGUAUAUUGAUCGAAACCAAAUUUAAAAUUAAACUAAUAUUAGUUUAAAAUAAUUUAACUAUGUGCAUGUUUUUUGUUACCAGUCACUCAUAUGUAAAAUGGACAAAAUUUUUGUCUGUGCCGUACAAAUGUGAAUCAGGCUUAAGAGAUAAUAGUUAGUAUUCGGCAAAAUUAAAUGCAAUUUUAUAAACAGAGUUUAAUUGUAACAGUAAAAAAAAGUUUUAAAAGGUACAUAGGUUCAUAGGGUGUUAUCAUUGGGUAUUUUCCCUAAUUUUAUUAUUCAUGUUAACUACUUUUAUUUACACUUAUCAAAGCUACUCAUGGUACAAAAAAAAAUGUAGAUUAAAAAAAAAAAAAAAAGGUACAGAUUAUAUACUAAUUCACCAAGAUAAAUGUCAAAAUACAAUAAACAUAAUAUUAUUAAAUAUUUGUUUUGUUUUGUAUCCACGAUUAAAAAUUAUGAGACAAAAACAAUUCAAUUAAUGAGUGAUUUUUAUUAUCAGUUUAAAAAUAAUUUAUAGUAAUAAAUGUAUAAGAGGGAUCAUUAAAUUAGGCGAUUUUAAAAUAGUGUGGGAUUACUGAAGGGACACUAAUCGGUGGUUCAUAUAGAAAUUUUCAAUAGGACUGGAUGUAAUAAAUAAUAAUCAUGAUUAAUGAAUAAAUCAUAGAAUAAUCUUCAAUUACUUCUAACCCAAUAAUCUGACUUUAAAACCGGAUCCAAAAAAGCAAAUUUGUAAGUAUUUAAUAAAUAAAAACUAUUUUCCGUGUAAAUCGGCUGAAAUAUAUGAUUUUAAGAUAGAACAUUUAAAUAAAUAAAUCAUAAUUGUAUUUUUAACUUGAUGAGGAGGGUAUAACAUCUUAUUUCUUCCCCCCCCCUGCACAUGUCACUGGCGAUAAAUGUGAAGUCACAGUAAAAUUCUACACAUUAAGGAUUUAUGAUGCUACAUAAUUAUUUUUGCUGGUCUUUUGUCAACAUAAAAUAUAAAUUUAAAAAAUAUCACAUGUGACGUAUAUUUUAAUUUUAAAAUCACCUGUUUCAUAACUAAUAGGUACUCCCACCAUGUAUAAGAGCUGUUUUAGGGCUGUUGUUACAAUAUCCAGCUAAUUUUUAGCUGUCAGUUAUGCUAAUGUACAAGUUUAACAUAAUAGAGACUUUAGAAGAAAGUUGAAAACAAAUCAUUAUUACAGUAUACAUUACAAGGCAAUGUACUGUAUACUGCCUUCUUAGUAAAAAAUGCAGCAAAAUGAUAUUGGAAUAAAGUAUAUUUUCAUAUUCUGAAUUUUAUAUUAGUGACUAAUAAAAAAUGCAGAAUAACAUGUUAAUAAUAAGUGAUCAAAAAACUAUCGCUAAUUGUUAAAGGCCACAUUUAACAUAUUGUUACAUAUUUUUAAAAUCUCGUCGUUACCUAAUUUGUUUUUACCAAGCUGAAACAGAAUAUUAUAACAACACCCUUUAUUGUUUUGAAAUAUUAUGUAUAAUUUUAUACAUAAAUUGUAUAGUAAUUUUAAAACUUCCCGAUUAAUAAUUAAUCAAAAUAAAUUUUUCAUUUACGAUUAUGCUAGAAUUUGCUGUUUGGUGUAAAUAUUCAAGCAUUUCUAAAUUCUAGGAAGAUAUUACGAUUCCAUUAAAAUGUCAAAUGUGUUUUAGUUAUUUAUUAUUAUUGACUUAUCUUUUAUUUAAUUUUAUGCUAUCACUUAAAAAUAAUAAUUAUUAUUUUUUUGAUGAUCCAAACCCUGAAAAACCCAUCAAUGCUGCCAUCUCAUCAUUUUGGGGUUCAUCUUCUAAAUCAUCAUGUUUUCUUUUUUUAU
Molecule: messenger RNA, 20602 nt
Organism: Cinara cedri
Lineage: Eukaryota; Metazoa; Arthropoda; Insecta; Hemiptera; Aphididae
Source: the annotation of a GenBank genome assembly